Messenger RNA from Strigops habroptila (Kakapo), 2984 nucleotides. It is a transcript of the gene MLXIPL, whose product is annotated as MLX interacting protein like. Gene Ontology annotation, molecular function: RNA polymerase II cis-regulatory region sequence-specific DNA binding; protein dimerization activity; DNA-binding transcription factor activity, RNA polymerase II-specific. NCBI's taxonomy places the organism in Eukaryota, Metazoa, Chordata, Aves, Psittaciformes, Psittacidae. Gene Ontology annotation, biological process: regulation of transcription by RNA polymerase II. The record is from RefSeq and is a predicted model, not a curated record. The transcript is spliced from 17 exons. Gene Ontology annotation, cellular component: nucleus. Bases 313 to 2964 code for a protein of 883 amino acids.
GGUGGCCGGUGGCCGGUGACCGGGCACUGUGUCUUGGCCAACAGCGCGCCAUGGGCGGGAUCAGCUGCCACCACUAUAAAUAGGGCUGGUGACGAGCUGCUCAGCAAAACGAAAGCUGACCCUUGGAGCGUGGAGGAGGCAGAGUGGUCCGGGGAACGGAAAGCGGAGCCGAGGAGGAGGUGUGGUGUGGUGUGGUGUGGGUGUCCUGCGCUGGGGAGCCCAGCGGCACGUGCUCAGUGCCAGCACAGCUUCUGUAAGGCUUUGGCACAACCAGGACAUGGACCUCAGCAUGGGGGCAGGCCGAUAAAGGUGAUGGCAAGAGCUCAGGUGGGGCUCCCGGGACCCUUCCCGGAGCCCCCGGUUGGGCCAUGCCCUGUCUCUGACUCUGACUCAGACUCUGAGGACGCGGCUGUGGGUGGCACAGGACCUGGUGCCAGGGCACAGAACCCCUCUCAGGUCAUCCACAGCGGCCACUUCAUGGUGUCGUCCCCGCACAGCGACUCGCUGCCCCGACGGCGCCAUCACUGCACCGAGCCCGAAGCGGCUGAUCCCCGGAGCAUCGACCCGACCCUCACCCGGCUCUUCGAGUGCAUGAGCCUGGAGUACAGUGGGAAGCUGGUGUCUCCAAAGUGGAAGAAUUUCAAGGGGCUGCGGCUGCUUUGCCGGGAUAAAAUCCGUCUCAACAAUGCUAUCUGGAGAGCGUGGUACAUCCAGUAUGUGGAGCGGAGGAAGAACCCUGUGUGCGGCUUCAUCACCCCACUUGAGGGGUCAGAGGCUGAUGAGCACCGAAAACCAGAGGCUGUCGUGCUGGAGGGCAACUACUGGAAGCGCCGCAUCGAGGUGGUAAUGAGGGAGUACCACAAGUGGAGGAUCUACUACAAGAAGCGGCUCCGAAAGACCACCCGGGAGGAAGAGCUGUCCAGUCCAAAGCAGGAUGAAGAUCUCUGGAGGCCAAUGGAGAAAUGGUGCAACCAGCUCUUCUGCAACGUGGUGCCCAUGCUGCUUGGGGAUGAGGAAGAGGAGCCAGGGGGUAGGCAGCACUUCGACUUGGACACCUUCCUCUCAGACAUCUCUGACACCCUCUUCACUAUGACACAGACGCCCAGUGCCCACCAGGCACUCCCCGAGGAUGCGUAUGUUGGGAAUGCUGACAUGAUACAGCCAGACCUGGCACCCCUGCAGCCCAGCCUGGAUGAUAUGGAGGUCUCAGAUAUCUUCACCAGCCACCGGCCACUGCCACCACAGAUGCAACCAGUGUACCAGGAGCCACCCUGCUUCGUGCCCAUGGCUGAGCCCCUGUUCGGUGAUGGGGGAUCCCUGAUGGGUGCUCGGGGACUGCCCACAAGCCCGGAGGCCCCGCUCUCCCCCGGCGCCCUCCUCCAGCCCGGCGGUGCCUCCCAGCUUGGCCUCCACGGCGCCUUCCUGGGCCCCGAGCUCCCCUCAGCCCCGCUGCCCCCCGAACCCUCCACCACAGUGCCCAGCGGCCUCAGCCCCCAGCUCCGACACAAGCCCCUGCUGCAGUACGGCCCCGCCAGCAAGUGUCUCAGCCUGGAGCCACCAGGACCCCACUAUCCCCCUCCCAGCCUGUCCCCUGGGACACCAGUGCUGAGCCCGGACCCCCUGUUCUCCCCCACCUCGGCACCUUGCUCCAAGUUCCCCUACCCCAGCUCCCCCAGCCCCUCGCUCCUCAUCCAUCCCACAUCCCCCCUCUCAGCACCCUGCUUCUCCCCCCAUGCCCCAGAGCUGGGCUAUGCUGUAGGCAUGGUGCCCCCGGGGUACCCCGGCCCGGCUGCCCCCCAGCUCCUGCCCCCCACCCUGCUGGGCGACCCCAGGUUUGCCCCCCCCAAGGGGCUGCCCCAGGGCAGGAGCGGGCGGCUGAAGGCAAAGCCGAAUGGCACCAAGGCGAAGAGACUGCCGGGACCCCCCACACCGACACCCCUGGCCAUGCCCAACCCCUGCCUGAGCCAGCUCCUGACCGCAGCCAAGCAGGAGCCAGUCCUGGAUGCCCCACGCGCGAUGGGUGCAGGACUCGUGCCCACGUCCCCUGUUUCCCCGCAGAGCACUGUGCCCGACAUCCCCGCCACCUUCCUCUCCAGAAUGGCCCAGAUGAGCCCAGGGCUGGCUCCUGGCUCCAGUCCUUCCCAGGUGGUGCCGGUGCCGCUGGCUGGCACCCAGCCGGGCCCACUGGUAGUGCCCAAGGCAGAGCGGCUGUCCCCCACAUCGGCUUGUGGCAUUGACUGGCCCAAGCCUGGCCAGGCUUCCCCGAGACCCACUGCAGGGCUGGGCGCUGGCAUCUCCCUGCACCAUCCCAUGUCGUGCCGGGGCAGGCCUGAGUCCAGCAAGGUGGAGAGCCGCCGCAUCACACACAUCUCCGCCGAGCAGAAGAGACGCUUCAACAUCAAGCUGGGCUUCAACACCCUGCACAGCCUGGUGAGCACGCUGAGCGCCCAGCCCAGCAUCAAGGUCAGCAAGGCCACCACCUUGCAGAAGACAGCCGAGUACAUCUGCAAGCUGCAGCACGAGCGGGCAGCCCUGCAGGACGAGGCGCAGCGGCUGCGGGAGCAGAUCGAGGAGCUCAACGGCUCCAUCAACCUCUGCCAGGAGCAGCUGCCAGCCACAGGGGUGCCCAUCACACGCCAGCGCUUCGACCAGAUGCGCAGCAUGUUCGACGAGUACGUCCGCUCCUCCACGCUGCAGAACUGGAAGUUCUGGAUCUUCAGUAUCAUCAUCCGGCCCCUCUUUGAGUCUUUCAAUGGCAUGGUCUCCACAGCCAGCAUGGAGAGCCUCACGCAGACAUCUCUGGCCUGGCUGGACCAGCACUGCUCCCUCCCAGCGCUUCGGCCAACCGUCCUGAGCUCCCUCCGGCAGCUGAGCGUUUCCACCUCCAUCCUGAGCGACCCAGCCUGCAUCCCCGAGCAGGCGACGCGGGCAGUGGCGGGGAUGGGCCGCGGCGGCUCCUCGUAGCUGCUCCCGGACGGGCUUUC